Molecule: messenger RNA, 4849 nt
Organism: Drosophila albomicans
Lineage: Eukaryota; Metazoa; Arthropoda; Insecta; Diptera; Drosophilidae
Gene: tn
Product: RING finger protein nhl-1
Exons: 13
Coding region: 465-4541 (1358 amino acids)
Biological process (GO): proteasome-mediated ubiquitin-dependent protein catabolic process; protein polyubiquitination; negative regulation of translation
Molecular function (GO): translation repressor activity; protein binding; ubiquitin protein ligase activity
Source: RefSeq, a predicted model, not a curated record
UAGCACGCUCGCGAGUGGACGUGUCGCAGUUUCCCCAGUUCUUUCGCUAUAUAGCACAAAUACCUAUAUAUAGUAUAUGCAUAUAUCUGCCUUACAAAUAUAUAUAUCGAAUAUAUAUAUAUAGUGGAUCAUACACCUGCCGUGCAGCGCGUAGGGUGCGAAAAGCACCAGUGCGAGUAUCGAAGCAGGAUUAAAGAAAGUGUUUGUGCCCCUUCCAAGAAAAACUCGACUCAUCUCGACUCGACUCGACUCGACUCGCAACUCGUGCAACUGAACGUGCCGCAGAGGCAUGCGAAUAAGUGUGCUAAAGUUAACCAAAUUCAAAUUGUCGAAUUGCAUUGUUGCCCCCAACCAACACAGUUAACAGCGACGCAACAGGGCCCCAACGGGCGCCUCGGAUAAACAACAGGAACAGGAAGUCGAAACAGAGCGGAAGAAGCAAAACAACAAAAGCCACUUGAAUCAUGGAACAAUUCGAACAGUUGUUGACGUGCUGCGUCUGCCUGGACAGGUAUCGCAUACCGAAGCUGCUGCCAUGCCAGCACUCCUUCUGCAUGGAGCCCUGCAUGGAGGGAUUGGUCGACUAUGUGCGACGUCAGGUCAAAUGCCCCGAGUGCCGUGCCGAACAUCGCAUACCCUACAAUGGAGUGCAGGCCUUUCCCACCAACGUUACGCUUCAGCGUUUUCUGGAGCUGCAUAUUGAAAUUACCGGCGAGUUACCGGAUCCCACCUCAGGUCAAAUCAUGGAGCGCUGCGGCGUUUGCUCCGAGAAGGCCUAUCUCUCACACUGUGCUCACUGCGAGAAGAAGAUCUGCGAGGACUGCAAGAGCGCCCACAUGGACAUACUGCGCCGAGAGAUUACCCGCUUCAACUCACAGAUUCGUCGCAGUUUGCAUCGGCUGCAGGACUCGUUGGCCAUCAUCGAAAAGAACACGAUGAGUCUCCAGACAAACGCGAUAAGCGUGACAGAGGAAAUCGACGAGAUAUAUAGACGAAUCACCAAGGCCAUCAAGGAUAGAUCCGAUCAGCUGAAAGGUGAGAUCGAUCGUUAUUUGGCCGUGGAGUUGCGCAAUCUGAUGACGCUCAAGGAGAACUUGGACCUGGAGAUAACCAACAUCACCAGCAACUGUGACAUCGUGGACAAAUACAUGAACGAGACCGUCGAAUGGGAUGACUGUGAACUGAUGGACACCAAGGAGAUCUUCUUGAAGACCGUCGAGUUUCUCCGGCACUUUGAGUACGAGAACAACGACUACAGUCGCCGUGUGCGCUUCCUCGUCUCCAUCGAUCCCAACCAGCUGGUCAUGAAUUUGGCCACUUUUGGUGAUCUCAACAUAGCGCCACACUCAACGCCCGGCGGCUCCGUGAGCAGCUCACAUCUGGCACCGCCAACCACCUUGCAACCCGGUUUGAUGCGCUCCAAGAGUGAUCAUCGCCUGGCCACACAGUUCCGUCAACAGGAGGAACGUGGUGGCUACAACGAUGAGCCCGUGCUGGGCGGACGCAAGUUCGGUGAGCGUCCACAGCGCAUUGCCAAAGAUAACAACAACAGCGAUCGCUAUGGCGAUCGUUACGGACGCUCUGAGUACGAUUACGACAACGACUACGAGAACGAGCCGGCAAGUCGUGCUGGCAAAUCGUCACGUUUCCGUUCGCGCUUUGUGCGUUCCCAUCAGAAUGAGGACUCGGACAGCGAGCAGCAACAGCAGCAGCGCCAGCAGGAGAUCGAGAAGCGCAAGGACCGUGUGCUUGACAGCGAGGAUGUGUCGCGCGGUCAGCUGAGUGGCAUCAUUCGUCUCAGCGACUGCUCACGCGUUGUCCAGCGACUCGCGGACAUUGGCAAGGAGAAGAAGGAGAAGAAGUCCGAUGCCGCAGUUGCAGCUCAAGCUGCCGUUCAAGCAGCCAUCCAGGCCCAGAAGGCAGCGAUGCAGCGACAGCAGCAAAAGAAUCAACAAUCCGCCGCAGCCCCCGACGAGGAUGAGUUGGCGCGUCAAAAGCGCAAGACUGCCGCAUCGAGUGGUGCGGCAAGCUCAACGGCAACGGACUCCAGCAACGAGCAGCGUCCCAACACGGAGCGUGUGACGGCACUGAAGCGUGGCGGACAGGGAGGCAGCGAGGAGAGUGAUGGCGGCAGCAGUAACCAGCAGGCGGCGGCCUCUCCAGUGCGUAGUGCGGCGACGACAGCACGAGCCGAGGCUGACAGCGCCACAGACUCUGAUGCAACUCCUACUCCUACCCAACAGUCCAAACCGGCCGUCUCCGCCCAGGUGGCAGCGGUAAAGAAGACCCAACGCUCCGGCAGCAGCGACAGCAGCGCCUCCACCGAAAGCUCUGCCAGCUCAGCGGCCGCAGCGGCAGCAGCAGCUGCCAGUGCAGCGCCCAGCAGCAGUAGCAGUGCACAACAGAAGGCAGCGAGCACAGCGCGUUACUCGACGACACGCGAGUCAACAGCUGCGGCGACAGCGACGCCCGAGAAGAAACCGUUUGUAAGUCGCUUCUUGCCGCAGCACAGCACGCCGGCAACUACGACGAACGGUGCAGACAGCAAGAAAAAGGCCGCCGAGUCCGAGUCGAGCACCGAGGAGGAGACAAGCUCCGAAUCGGAGUCCGAGUCGGAGGCGGAGAGCAAGCCCAAGACGAGUGCGGCAACCAGCAGCAGCAGUGCCACCAAAUCGACGCCCAGCAGUGCAGCCAGCUCGACAACAGCAGCCACCACAUCGGGCAGCUCGUAUCGGGAUCGCUUGGAGGCACGACGUGCUUCGCGAGACGACACCGCUGCCACAUCACGCAGCAGCUAUGCCACACCUAGCUCUACUAGCAGCAGCGGUUACGGUGGCAGCAGCAGCAGCAGCAGCGCGACACGCACUCGACCUGUGCCUGCUCCGCAUCAUCUGAGCGAGAACGAGGAUCGCUAUGGCAGCGGCAGCGGCAGCAGCAGCUACACAAGCCGCUUCCUAAACAAAAGCAAGAGCAGCGCCAUUGUGGCGCAACCCUCGCUCUCCACGCCCACCGCCUCCUUUGAUGAGGAUGCCAAUGGCACCGGCGACGAUUCGGACAGCCGCUACGGCACGGGACGUUCCCGUUAUCUGGCCAUGAAGGAGCGUCGCACUCGACUAGCCCGUAGUCGCUCCUCGCAUCAGUUUGGCAACGACGACGACGAUCUGGAUGAGCCCGUGUCACCGACAACAGUCUCGCCAUCCGCUUACUUGGCCUCAAGAUACAGCGGCUAUGGCGGCAGUGAUUUGUCUCGCAGUCGCUCGACGCAUGCGUUGAAGUCACGCGACAAUUCGCCGAUAACGGAUCGCAGCGUGGGAUCUUCGCGCAGCGGUCUGGCCAGCACCUCCACGGACAAUAAGGACGGCGAGGCUUUGAGCUCCUGGGCACGCUACCUGAAGAGCAAGUACGGCAACAAGAGCUCAAAGGAUGCGCCCAGCAGUAGCAGCAGCAGCGGCGUUGGCAGCAGCCGGGACAGUCACGCCUCCGGCUCGACGGGAGCGUCAAGCAGUGGCCGAAGCACGGCGAGCGAUGUGUCGCGACGUCUGAGCUUGGGUUUGCCAUUGCGCCAGGCGAAUGAGCUGGCCUCAUCCGAUGAUGACGGGUCAAAAAACGGGCUAGGCUCCCCUACGUCCCCUACGGUAGCAGCAGCAGCCGGUAUAACCGGAGUGGCAGGUACUAUCCCUAAGCAGGUGUACCUCCGCAAGCGUCAGCAGCUGUUCCAAUUGGGGGGCCGGGGGAGCGAGCCCGGAUCCUUUACGUGGCCGCGCGGUCUUGCCGUCGGUCCCGACAAUAGCAUCGUCGUCGCCGACUCGAGCAAUCAUCGCGUCCAGGUCUUUGACUCCAAUGGCAUCUUUGUCAAGGAGUUUGGCGAGUAUGGCAACGGCGAGGGUGAAUUCGAUUGCCUCGCCGGCGUGGCGGUCAAUCGCAUUGGCCAGUACAUCAUAGCCGAUAGAUACAAUCAUCGCAUACAAGUGCUUGAUCCACAAGGACGCUUCCUGCGCGCCUUCGGUUCGCAGGGCACCGCAGAUGGCAAAUUCAAUUAUCCUUGGGGCGUAACAACCGAUGCACUCGGCUUCAUUUACGUUUGCGAUAAGGAGAACCACAGAGUGCAGGUUUUCCAAUCCGAUGGUUCCUUCGUUGGUAAAUUCGGUUCCUGUGGCCGUGGCGAGGGCCAGCUUGAGCAUCCGCAUUAUAUAGCCGUAUCGAAUACGAAUCGUGUUAUUGUUUCCGAUUCGAAUAACCACAGAAUUCAGAUAUUCGAUGUUAAUGGCAAGGUGCUGUCCACAGUGGGCGGCGAGGGCUCCGACGAUGGUCAAUUCAAGUUUCCACGUGGCGUCGCUGUGGAUGAUCAGGGUUAUAUAUUUGUGGCCGAUUCGGGCAACAAUCGCAUACAGAUCUUCAAUCCCGAUGGCAGUUUUCUGAAGACCUUCGGCUCUUGGGGCUCCGGUGACUCGGAGUUCAAAGGACUCGAGGGAGUGGCCAUCAUGUCAAACGGCAACAUUUUGGUAUGCGAUCGUGAGAAUCAUCGUGUCCAGGUGUUCUAGGCCACGCCCACAUCCAUUGCAUUACUUGGUUUACUUAAUAUGAUUUUCAAUUAUAAUUUCCAAAACAAUUUUCAUUAUUGAUUUUAGUUUCCUUAAAAACAAUUGAAUGUCGACAUUUCUAGGCCUAGAAAUCAAUCAAUCAUUUAAGUAACAAACUUGGAAAAUGAAAAAAAAUCGAAAAACUUGUUAAUGCGAGAAAAAAAGAGGAACUAUAAUACAUACAUACAUAUAUACAUACUAUACGUACACAUAUAAAUAUUUAUUGAAUAAAAAAAGCAAAGCGAAAACUCGUCAGAGUUGGAGUGAAA